Molecule: messenger RNA, 534 nt
Organism: Penicillium brasilianum
Lineage: Eukaryota; Fungi; Ascomycota; Eurotiomycetes; Eurotiales; Aspergillaceae
Source: the annotation of a GenBank genome assembly
AUGCGCUCCUCCCCGAACGUGAUCAUCACCGGCACUCCCGGCGUCGGUAAGACCGUACACUGCGAACAACUCGCCCAAGACACCGGACUCAAGCACUUGUCCGUCAAUCAGAUCGCCAAGGAGCGCGAUUGCUUCGAGGAGUUUGACGAGGAGCGGAAGAGUUGGGUUGUUGACGAGGAUAAGCUACUUGAUGCUAUUGAGGAUGAAGUCCUUCAGGGUGGAUACUUGAUUGAUUGGCAUGCUUGCGACUUAUUCCCCAAGUCCUGGAUUGAUCUUGUCGUGGUGAUUCGAUGCCCGGAGACAUCUAUUCUGUAUGACCGGUUGAGCUCAAGAGGCUACCACGAAGAAAAGCUACAAGAGAACCUGGACGCCGAGAUCUUCGGUGUCCUGUCCGAAGAAGCCCGCGAAGCCUUCGACGAAGAGAUCGUCGUAGAACUCAACAGCGAGAAGGACGGCGACGUCGACAGCAAUUGUGCCCGGAUCGCAGAGUGGCUCGAGAACUGGAAGAGGCAACAUGCCGAGGAUGCGGAGUGA